Molecule: messenger RNA, 2762 nt
Organism: Anopheles merus
Lineage: Eukaryota; Metazoa; Arthropoda; Insecta; Diptera; Culicidae
Gene: OstDelta
Product: dolichyl-diphosphooligosaccharide--protein glycosyltransferase subunit 2
Exons: 3
Coding region: 193-2121 (642 amino acids)
Biological process (GO): protein N-linked glycosylation
Cellular component (GO): membrane; oligosaccharyltransferase complex
Source: RefSeq, a predicted model, not a curated record
UCGUGCGCUGACAGUUGAAGAACAAGAAGAACACCAAGACCAUCAAUAACUUCGAUUUUCGUCUGACGUGGUCCGUGUACAUCAUCGCACUAUCGGUGAAUUCACUAUAUUUUCCCGUCGGCUGCCUAUCUCUGUCCGCUCAAUCGUUCUGUUGCAGCUCCCACGUCGUCACACCGAGCACCCGGCUGCAGCAUGAAUCCUUUGGGAUUUUUAACUCUGGCCGCCCUGGUGUUUGCCGCAUUGGCCGCUACACCCGCCACACAGCGUACCGUGUCGAGCCACCUCACAGCACAGGACCAGGAGCGCUUUGCGAAGGUGUUCAGCGAGGGACUGAAGUCGAACGAUCUGCAAUCACUGUACUAUGCGUCCGCGAAUGUGGCACUUCCGGCCGGUGAUGUUACCAGCACCUGCAAGCGAUUGUUUACGCUGCACGGUGAAUCGAAAUUAAACGAUUUCGAGAAAAACUUCUACCUGAUCGGCGCACGGAAGAACUUCGGCUGCAAGGAAGCACUGCCGGCAAAGGUCGAAACGGCAGUGAAGGCAGCACUGGCCAAGGACGCUACCACGGCGCAGGAAAUCUAUUACAAUUUCCAUUCGGCUAAGCUGGCCGGUCUCGCCGUCGACGAGAAGGUGCGCACCACGCUGGGCAAGAACCUGCAGACCGUGCUGAAGAAGGACGAUUCGCUCAACUCGCUAGGACACGCGUUCGCCGUGGCAGCCGAGCUCGGUACGGCCGGUUCGUUCGCGUACGAUCGCAUCGAGGAAGCGUUUGUGCAGGCCGAUGAGGUCGAUGGCAAGAUGCUGCAGUUCGAAGGUGGCCUGAGCAUUACGGCCCUCAUCGUGAACGGUGGAUUCAAGCUGGCGACGAGCCUCUCGAAACCGGCCCCGAUCACGGCCGACCAGGCGGUCAAAUUCGCCACCUACUUCCUGUCGCGGGCCUCCGUCCAGACGCCGAAGGGUGUUAGCGUGCUGCUGGAAGCGCUGAAGCUGCUGGCUUCGCAGAAAACCAUCGCUCCGGUAUGCGUCCGACUGGCCGACAAUGGCCAGCUGCUGCCCGAAUCACCCGUGCUGAGUGUGCGUGUGUGUGACCUGCUCGGUAAGCCGCUUUCGCCCGCACUGGCCGCCCUCUCGACGACGGUUGUGUCCCGCACGAGCAACGAUGCGCUCGUUUCGAAGGUAAACCUGGUGCCCAGCAAGGACGACGCGACCCUGUACACGUACAAUCUGAAGUCGGCCUCACCUGCGCGCGGUCUCUACCGUGUGGACGUCGAUGCCGCACCCUCCUACCGCCAGCAGCUGCAGGUGAGCGUGCUGGGCAAGGUGCGCGUCAGCUCGCUGGAAGUCGGCGUAGGCGAUACGGACAGUGCCGCGUCGAGCGUGAAACGCCAGUCGGUGGCCCACCCGUCCAAGCUGGCCACCGUGCUGAACGCCGACUCGCAGCAGAAGGUCGUGCUGAAGACGGCGCUGGUCGAUGACGCCAGCGGCAAACCGAUCACCGUCCAUCAGUGCUUCGUGCUGCUGCGCCAUCAGGAAACGCGACAGGAGAUCAUCUUCGUUGCCGAGACCGACUCGAGCAAGGCGUACAAGUUCGAGAUGGAUGUGGGUGCGCGUGCCGCCGACUUUGGCCACAAGAGCGGACUGUACGAGGUGCGCCUGAUCGUGGGCGAUGCGCUGCUCUCCAACUCCUUCCAGUGGCAUCUGGCCGAUCUGGAGCUGAAGUUUGCCGCCGGCGACAGUCAGCAGCAGCAGCAGCAGUCGGUUGAUGCGGCGGCCAGCUCGCGGAAACCCCUGCCGGAAAUUGUGCACCAGUUCCGGGCGCCGGAAAAGCGUCCCCCGCGCUUCGUGUCCGACCUGUUCACCGCACUGUGCAUCGCUCCGCUCGUGAUCCUGUUCGGGCUGUGGGCCAAGCUGGGCGUGAACGUGAAGAACUUCCCGCUAUCGCUCGGUGCAAUCGGGUUCCAUCUCGGGCUCGGUGCUAUUCUGGUGCUGUUUGGCAUCUUCUGGCUGCGGUUGAACAUGUUCGACACGAUCCGCUACCUGAUCCCGCUGGCCCUGUUCACGUUCAUCUGCGGCAAUCGAAUGUUGCGCAAAAUCGCCCGCGGCGGUAGCAGCGAGAAGUAAAGCACUCUGUGAGUCUCAACAGUGUCUCUCUCCCUUUCUCUCUCUUUCGCUCUCUUCUCCCCGUUUGUUGAAACCGGAGCUAUGGAAAGGGUGGGGAACGAAAUCCUUUCCACGAACAAAGGUUUUAGCAGUAAGCAACGCCUGCUAGAGCAUGACGGCAAAAACGUGCAACAAAACGAACCACAACAAACAGAGAAGCGGCUGAGAAGAUGGAGAGAACGCAUUUAUUAGCGCAGGAGAACCAAAAAACCAUUCCCUUUCCCUGCCGAACAUCGCAACCAUUUGCAAAAACAAAAGGGGAAGAAAUACAUGAAUUCCGUACACAUAGAGUCCCGCCAUCGAAUACCACCACACCAUCAUCGCGAUGGGUCAGACGGACGGACAGACAGACAGACAAAGAGGGAGGACGACGGUGGUGCCCUUUUCUUUAAAUUGUAAGAAGUACCGUGAAAUGACGCAAGGGAAGCGAGCAAUAUGAGGUGAAUCACAAAAGUUAGGGUUUUAAUAGCGCAGAAGGCCGCGUAUGGAACUGAACAUUGUAGGCGAUACUACUUCCCCCGUCAAGCGCGGGAGUCACCAACGCGAUCUCUGUACAGAGGUCACCUUGGUUGUCGUGUGAAAAAUAAACACUGGAAACAAAA